Eremothecium gossypii ATCC 10895 is the source of this 438-nucleotide messenger RNA. It is a transcript of the gene HAP5, whose product is annotated as Hap5p. Gene Ontology annotation, biological process: regulation of DNA-templated transcription. Gene Ontology annotation, molecular function: protein heterodimerization activity; DNA-binding transcription activator activity, RNA polymerase II-specific; DNA binding. The transcript has a single exon. Gene Ontology annotation, cellular component: nucleus; CCAAT-binding factor complex. The coding region runs from base 1 to 438 and encodes 145 amino acids. NCBI's taxonomy places the organism in Eukaryota, Fungi, Ascomycota, Saccharomycetes, Saccharomycetales, Saccharomycetaceae. The record is from RefSeq and is marked provisional.
AUGCAGGCGCUGGGGGGCAACGAGGAGCCGCCUGCCGAGACCGAUGAGCUCGACGUGUUCCACAACGUCGGGCAGGGCCUGGCAGGCCGCUACCGCGAGAUAAUGGUACAAUACUGGCAGCAGCUGAUCAAUGAGAUCGAGUCCACCAACGAGCCCGGCUCACCACAUCGCGACGACUUCAAGUCGCACUCCCUGCCGCUAGCGCGCAUAAAGAAGGUCAUGAAGACCGAUGAAGAUGUCAAGAUGAUCAGCGCGGAAGCACCGAUCCUGUUUGCAAAGGCUUGCGAGAUCUUCAUCACAGAGCUGACUAUGCGCGCGUGGUGCAUCGCCGAGGAGAACAAGCGACGCACGCUGCAGAAGCAGGACAUCGCUCAAGCGCUGCAGAAGUCCGACAUGUUCGACUUCCUGAUCGACAUCGUGCCGCGAGGCCUAGAGUAG